UCUAACCAACUAGAAGCUUGACAACGCUGUUCUAACCUUAUUUCUAUUAUGUUGUUUUAAGUGACAACAUAUUUUGGCCGCAUUAAAUUCAAAUUAAUGUAAAUAGAUGCUGUUUUAGUUUACAUUUACGUUUUAUUAAUUAAAGAACACAAAUACACAUAUUUUUUUAUAGUUUUUGAGUAAAUUCACAACUGGCAACACCUGAAAGACAAUAGUUUUCACCAAAAACAAGAUUUUUAGAAACGAAUAAAAAUGAGUCCAUCAGUUCCCACUACAUUUGUUUACCCAUUCAAGAGGCCUUGGCUGAAAGAUUCCAGUGCUGCCGCGCCUGCUGGCUCUGGAAAUAUAGGCCUGAAAGGAAUAGUAGCAGGUGGUAUUACUGGUGGAAUAGAAAUAUGUAUAACUUUCCCUACAGAAUACGUAAAGACACAACUCCAGUUAGAUGAAAAAGGAGAGAGGAAAAAAUAUAAUGGAAUAGUUGAUUGUGUUAAGAAAACUGUCAAGGGUCAUGGGUUUUUUGGACUCUACCGAGGACUUAGUGUUUUAUUAUAUGGAUCCAUACCAAAAAGUGCAGUUAGGUUUGGUGCCUUUGAAUCAUUUAAAAAACGGAUGCAAAAAAGUGAUGGUACUCUGACAGUACCCGGAAGGUUAUUAUGUGGAUUAGGUGCUGGUAUGUGUGAAGCAGUAUUGGCGGUAACUCCAAUGGAAACUGUCAAAGUGAAAUUUAUUAAUGAUCAAAGGUCUCAAACGCCUAGGUUUAAGGGUUUCUUCCAUGGAGUAGGCAUGAUUGUAAAAGAAGAAGGUAUUGGUGGUGUGUAUAAAGGAGUAACGGCGACGAUAAUUAAACAAGGAUCCAAUCAAGCGAUACGAUUUUUUGUAAUGGAAACUUUGAAGGAUUUAUAUAAAGGAGGUGACCGUGACAAGAAGAUUCCAAAACUUGUUGUAGGUGCAAUGGGUGGUUUUGCAGGUGCUUGUUCGGUGUACGGGAAUAACCCCAUCGAUGUCGUAAAAACCAGAAUGCAAAGUUUAGAGGCUAAAAAGUACAAAAAUACAUUAGACUGUGCCAUACAGAUUCUUAAAAAUGAGGGAGUAACGGCGUUCUACAAGGGUACCGUUCCCAGAUUGGGAAGAGUAUGUCUUGAUGUUGCUAUUACUUUUAUGAUCUAUGACAGCAUUAUGGACUUAUUUAACAAAUAUUGGUAAAAUAGGUGGACAUGUAUUUUUAUUGACGUGUUAAGUCAAAUUUCACAAUAUUUAUGUUAACUCUAUAUUUCUGCAUUUUUCUAUAAUAAUUUUUAAACCUUUAAACAAUAUUUACUUGACCCAGAUCAAGUUUUAACAAAUGUAUAUGUACAUUGCGAAAAAUUUUUGGUUUUGAUAAAAAUAUACGAGAACAACAAAGUUGCGACACUUAUUUUGUUUAUUUCAUUUGAGUUAAGUCAAUUCUUUAGAAUAUUAUACAAGUUAUUGAUCCUUUUUAAUAGUUAGUGUCCUAUAUUCUUAAAAUGUUUAUUAUUCAUGUGCCUUUUAUUAUUUGUUAUUGCUAUGGAUGAAACAGUUCUUUUCUCAGGUUAUUCCUCACUUCCAACUCUGCCAAUUCUUCUAGGAACCUUCCUAUAUGCAAUCCAAAAUUGGUUUGUACUAUUUAUUCAAGAAAUAAAAGAGUUAUUAUUCAUAAUUUUGACGUUUUUCUAAAUACUUUCAUUUUCUCUUCUUUCAUGCCCACUAAAUCAAUCUUCAAUUUUAUUUUCUAUAUUACUUUCUCUUCAUAAUGUGUUGUCUUUUGUUAUUUUCAAUGUUGUUUGUUUUAAAUUUACAAAAAAUAAUUAUUGAUAAUUCCAUUCUAUUCACGAGUAGUUCUAAUUAUUCCUCAUCGCAGAAUAAUUAUUGACUCAGUUAUGUAAGAAGAUUUUGACUGAAUCGUUUGUCAUGAUUCGUUCAAUUUCUCUUAAUACUCUCGUAUAUAUCACAAAUCUUUUUCGCAACCAGUAUUGGAAUGAACUACUGAACUCAUCCUAAUACUUUUUAUUUUUAAUUAUAAUAUUUAAAGGUCAUAAUUCAUCUGCUUGAUGCCGUUUGAUAUCUUUAACGUUUUAUAAAUCAUUAAACAGUCACAUCUUUUAUUUUUUAAGAUUUAUAUAUUCAAUAUGUUUAUUAUAUUCUAUUACUAGUUAAUAGUUGAUGCCCUUCAAAAAGGAGAUGAAUUUGCUUCAUUUUGAUAUAUUUGUAUAACUCAAAAUGAAGCAAUAUUUAAUUUUGCCACAAUCCCACUACGAAAACGCUCAUAAUAUAACUGUCAAUGACUUGUCAGCAGUCAGACAACGAAAAUGGAAUAAUGGAGCUAAUAACUCUUAAUAUAUGUUUAAUUAAUUUGAAUUUUAAUUUAUUUUUCAGUGAGAUACUACUGGAAAAUCUUUUUUAGGGAUUAAUUAGACUGAGACUAAAGUUAAGGGCAAUUGUUAAUUUUGGAAUUUUUAUUGUUUUUAAAGGAUUCCUUGCACUUUACGAAAAUACAUUGUGUAUUUCUAUUCAUGCGUUUACUCUACUAUAUAUCAAAGAAACAAUUGAUUCUAAUAUCAGAAGGAUAAAUUAUUAUAUCAAGAUAUAUUGAGCACGUACUCAAACCAAACGUGAAAUUGCUAUUUUAACUUUUCUCACUUAUUUUUAUGAUUAUGCAAUCACUGUUUCUGAAAAUAUUCUCACUAUUAGACGCCUAUUUGUGCAGGUUAAAUCCCUUUGAACAACAUAUCAAAUAGUGAAGUAACUUAUUGAACUGAAUCUGUACCUAAAAUGUAAAUUAUGGAUAAAUUCAGUAGCUUAUGACAUGGUGUAAUAUUUUAUGACGGAUUAUUUCAUUCCUAAUUAUAAUUGUGUAUGCAUUUAUUAUAUUAAUUCACAUUCCAAACAGCAAGUAUGUGUUACAGUAAAAAUGAUAAAUCAGUGAUUAUACAUAAUCCCUACUGAAUUUGUUGAAUGAGAUAAAUUAUUUCAUAUUUAUCAAAUUUACCGGUUAGUAUAUGAAAUUUGUUUUGUUAGUAUCCAUAAUAACAACCCAACUACUUUAAACUUAUUUUGAUAUGUAUUUAUUGGUAUGAAUUGAAAGAUAAGAAACAAAAUUUUUUAAACAUGACAUUGUUUCUUAAAUCUGUCAAAUUUCGUAGAUUAUUUCUGUAGACUACGCUUUUAAGAGAGGUCAGAGCUCAGAGGUGGCCAUUCAUUAUCACCUCAUCGUGAAAUCACUUUUUCUAGGAAUAAUUCGUCCCAUGGAGCUAAAGAGUUGUUAGUGGUGUGUGAAGUGACCCCAUCCUUUUGGAACUAUGUCAGCCGGUUAUAAUGUAACCGAUACAAUCGUCGAACUCGAAAAAGUGAUCGACUAUUUUCGAAAACGAGCAAAACGAGCGUUGCUCUUCCGUGUACGGCAUGACAGCAACUAAAAAUUUAAGGAAUGCGCUAGUAAACGACCCGCCCGGUUGGGUUAGGUGGUUGUCACGUAACAAGAAGCUUCGCAAACUGAACGAAUUUUCGUUAAGUUAGGGACUUUUAUCACCCAUUACGAGUUGGGGGAUUUUAUAAACUUCCCGGUAAAUUUGAUAAAUAUUUAUUACUUUUCCCGUAACAUAUAUAAUAUUUGUAAAAAAUACAACCGAUUUUUGAAAACAUUUUUAUACUAUUCUCACAGAAAAUCUUAUAUUAUGUAUAUUCAUUUUAUCCACAAUAAUUUCAUUGAAAUAUGGUCUAUAAAACGUAAGUUUUAAUCUUGGAAUAUCCUGUAAAACACUCAAUAUAUAGAUUUGUUAACAUUUAUAAUAUUUACCUUUUUUUUCUCUUUAUUGAUAUAGAUAACUAUAUUUUUUUACAAUAAUUCCAGAUGAAAUAUCGGUGAAUCAGUUAUGGAAUGAUUAUGGAUAAAAAGUUGUGUAAAUUGUUUGUUUUAGAUGCAUUUUGUUUACAGAAUUAAUGAUUCGAGAAAACGUUUAAAUUUACGUCUAUAUAAAACAUUUAUACAUAUUAUACAACGAGCGUAUAAUAGCUAUUAUACUCGAUUCGAAAACUACAUUUUAUCCACGACUAUAUAAAGUUAAAAUCGCACUUUUGAAAGCAAAUUCAGAUUGUAAUGUUUUUAUUUUUAUUCAAUCUAUUCUAAUCGAUUAAAUAUUUUCAUUAUUACAAAAACAACUAAAUAAACGGAUUUUAAUAUAUACAUAACAAAUAGUUUAAAUUUAGGAUGUUGAUUGAAUAUUAUUAAGAAUUAUUGGAUUUAGCCGCGAAAGUUUGAAUCGUCUGGAUUUAGCAGUUUUACGAAUUCACAUUUUUAUACGCUGUUACAAAUAAGCCCGGCAGAUGGUGCUACAGUCGGUAUCAAGGCUAUUUAUUCAUACUGCAAGUAAACUGCUAAAUCGACUUGGAUGAAUUUUUGUGUAUGCAUUUAUGCAUUUAUUUCAUUCAUUUUGUGUAUGUAUUCAUUGAAUUUCAUCAUUCUCCGAGCAAUUGCUCAAUAUUGGCGUCAAUGUAUCAAAUUACUAGACAAUUUCUGCAACAGGGUAAAUACAAAAUAUGCUAUUUAUAUUAAUCAUGCGUGGCUUCGUGAACGAGCUAUUUUAGCUGCAAAAAAUAUCGAUGUGACGCUAUUAACUUCAAAAUACAACAAUCAUUACCCGGCAAUGAGAUAAGUGGUCAACUAUCCUGUUGAAUUUUUGAAUUCGCUGGAUUUACCACCACAUAACUUGCGAUUAAUUAAACAUUAUUGAUUAUAACGAAUUGUUUUUUAGAAAAAUUGAUGUUAUUUCAAAAUAACAAGAAUAACAAAAUUAUUAUAUUAUUUGUUAUUCGUUUCUUCCUUUGUUUAAUAUCCUAAUCGCCUUGGUAAUUUCUCAUUUCUGUGACCUUUUGUUAUAUUUAUGUUCCCAAAUCGUCUCUUCUGAUUUGAAAUUGGAUUUUUUUUUAUAAUUUUUGAAAGACAGAUAAAAAUUGUCAUAUAGUCGUGGAGAAUAAAUUCUAUAUGUGUAAUUAUACUUUCCAUUAUUUAAUUUAUAUGUGGUUUUGUUUUUAAUUUUAUGUAUAUUUUAUCAAAAACUUGUAUUUUUUUGUUAUUAUUUUCAUAGUUUUAUUCAUUAAUAUAAUAGUAACUGAAAAAAUAAAUGCAAUUCGCUUUU
Molecule: messenger RNA, 5153 nt
Organism: Diorhabda carinulata
Lineage: Eukaryota; Metazoa; Arthropoda; Insecta; Coleoptera; Chrysomelidae
Product: putative tricarboxylate transport protein, mitochondrial
Exons: 6
Coding region: 253-1203 (316 amino acids)
Biological process (GO): mitochondrial citrate transmembrane transport
Source: RefSeq, a predicted model, not a curated record